This is a messenger RNA of Diospyros lotus (date-plum), 1256 nucleotides long. Its product is annotated as protein trichome birefringence-like 41. NCBI's taxonomy places the organism in Eukaryota, Viridiplantae, Streptophyta, Magnoliopsida, Ericales, Ebenaceae. Gene Ontology annotation, molecular function: O-acetyltransferase activity. The coding region runs from base 13 to 1146 and encodes 377 amino acids. Gene Ontology annotation, cellular component: Golgi apparatus. The transcript has 5 exons. The record is from RefSeq and is a predicted model, not a curated record.
AUAAUAGCCUAUAUGAGGCUCAACCAAAAGCAGAGAAGAAAGGGGUUUCCUCUGGCUCUCUCUCUCUUUCUUUCUUUCUCUCUCUCUAUGGCUUUGUUUUCUCAGCAAAUCCUUCUCCCUGCUCUUCUUCUUCUUUGUCUCUCAAAUGCACAAAACUGUACAGCAGACAGCUGUGACCUCUUCCAUGGAAGUUGGGUGGAGGACCCCUCAUACCCUCUCUACGACGCCGCCACCUGCCCCUUCAUCGAGAAGGAAUUCAACUGCCAGAAAAACGGUCGCCCCGACCGCCAGUAUCUCCAGUACCGGUGGCAGCCCACCGGCUGUGAUUUACCAAGAUUUGAUGGGGUGGAGUUCUUGAAGAUAUUUGAAGGAAGGAGCAUAAUGUUUGUGGGGGACUCUCUGAGUAGAGACCAGUGGCAGUCCUUAACAUGCUUGCUCUACACUUCUGCUCCCAACCUCACCUACAAUCUCACUAGAGUUGCUAUGACCUCCACAUUCACUAUCCCAGAAUAUGGAGUCAACGUGUUGCUUGAUCGCAAUAUGUUUCUGGUGGAUAUUGUAAACGAGACCAAAGGAAGAAUCUUGAAGCUGGACUCGAUGCAGGAUGGCAACAACUGGCUGGGAAUGGACAUGCUCGUCUUCAACACGUGGCAUUGGUGGAACUACCGACACGCCCACCAACCAUGGGAUUAUAUUCAAGUGGGGAAGGUGGUGAUGAAGGACAUGGAUCGGAUGGCAGCAUUCGAGAUGGCGCUUGGCACAUGGGGCCGAUGGCUGGAUUCCAACAUUGAUCCAACCCAGACUCUGGUUUUCUUCCAAGGCAUCUCUCCAAAUCAUUACAACGGCUCAGACUGGGGUGAACCCAAUGCGAAGCAAUGCGAGGGGCAGACCACUCCGGUGGCGGGCUCAACCUACCCCGGCCAGUACCCGCCAGCGGUGGCGGUGGUGAAGAGGGCAUUGACCAAGAUUCAGAUACCGGUGACCUUGCUUGACAUAACCACACUUUGUCUGCUGAGAAAAGAUGGGCAUCCCUCCAUUUAUGGGAUUGGUGGUGCCUCUGGAAUGGACUGCACCCAUUGGUGCAUCGCCGGGGUGCCUGAUACUUGGAACCAAAUCCUCUUUCAAAUUGCUCUUUCAAGUCUUUAGCUAGUAUUUGAUUGAUUCUUCAUCAAUUGGUCACAUUCAAAUAUUUGGAUUCAAAAUGUUUUGCCACGGAACUGAAUCAUUUGUUUCAUCAUGGGCAGUUGGUUGUUUGC